AUGGACCCAAGCUACCCAGAUCCCGGCCGGCCCCUUGAGGACGCCGCUGCCGUUCUCGCUGCUGCCUCAAUCACUGAAGCUUCGGCCAGUGCCAGCCGCCACCAUUGGGGCGCCUCCGCCGCCAGACGGACCAAGCCUGCAGCCACCUGGACGCACAUCAGCGCCGCUGUGCUCGAGUCGUUGCGCGAUCUCCACUAUGUCCUGUCACUGUGCGGUACCAUUCAGCACGUCUCGCCUAACAGCCCGGCAUUGCUGGGGUACGGCCCCGAAGACCUUGUAGGCACCGUGCUGGUAGACCACGUGCACGAGGACGACGCGCCUGUCUACCGGGACGAGCUUCGCGAGGCCUCGUCGACCGGACGGCCUUUCCGCUUCUACUGUCGCAUCCGAAGCCGGGUCAAUACUGUGGGGGCGGGCACCAAUGCUGACACCGCUCUCUUUCCGUCCGGAUUUGCGGACCAACACCUAACGUCCUCCCCCUCGUUUUCCGUCUUUGAGAUCACCGGCCGCUUCCAUGAGGUUGCUUCGCCUGGCCCCAUCCCUGUCGGUAUCGGCAUCACAGCUACACCGCCAAACGACGAUGGCCUCUUCGUCCUCAUGGCCCGGCCUUACCCGCUCGCCCAAGGCACCAAACUCGACUCCUUCCUGUUCCUAAAGAUCGAAAACGAGCGGCUGACCGCACAGUUGGCCGCGCUGAAGGCCGAGCAGCAGGACAACGAAAAUGACGCCGAUUCCGAGGAAUGCGAUGGCUACCAGACACGUCAGUACUCCAUGGCCGCGCCCACGGCCGCCUUUGCAACCACGGCCAUGCGGCGCCCGAGCGACGGCUUCCCAUGGUUCGAUGUGCAGCCCUCCAACGUGACGCUGACGACGGGCUCCGCCUCCUCAGCGCAAGAAUCCGUCUUCAGCGGCAGCGGCAGCAGCAUGUUCGGCCCGGCCAGCAGCAGCAGCACCAACACAUCCGCCUCCGUCAUCGUGCCCUCCCUCUCGUCUCCUUGCCCCCGUUCCGUUGCUGGGAACAACAACAAACCCCCGCCAGCCCUUCUCUCCCGCACCUUCAGUACGACCGCCGUCCCGGGCACCAUCGCCGCCACCACCAACCGCAGCAGCAGCAGCAACAACAACAAGAAAAACAACAUCAGCAUCAACAACAUCAGCACCAACAACCGGUCGCCGCCGAAGAAUACCCCAACAGUCAUGGAGGGUGACGUGGGCAUCCCGUUCAUCGUCAAGGCGCUGACGGGCGGCGCGGGCUUCAAGAAACGCGCCAAGCAAUCCGUCGACGACUACGUCUGCGCCUGGUGCAGCGCCACCUCUUCACCCGAGUGGCGCAAGGGACCUGCUGGGCCGAAGAGCUUGUGCAAUGCGUGCGGCCUACGUUAUGCCAAAUUCCGAAGGAAGAGCGGCGGUUCGGGAAGCGGCGGCGGUGGAAGCAGUGAUGGCGACGGUAGAGGCGGCGGCGGCGGCGGCGGCGGCGGCAGCAGCACAUCAUCGUCGGGGCCGAAGUCGACGACAACGGUGGGACCCGUUGUUGCUUGA
Molecule: messenger RNA, 1539 nt
Organism: Diplodia corticola
Lineage: Eukaryota; Fungi; Ascomycota; Dothideomycetes; Botryosphaeriales; Botryosphaeriaceae
Product: white collar-2
Exons: 2
Coding region: 1-1539 (512 amino acids)
Biological process (GO): regulation of DNA-templated transcription
Molecular function (GO): sequence-specific DNA binding; protein binding; zinc ion binding
Source: RefSeq, a predicted model, not a curated record